This is a messenger RNA of Motacilla alba alba, 2146 nucleotides long. RefSeq names its product solute carrier family 18 member A1 (gene SLC18A1). The record is from RefSeq and is a predicted model, not a curated record. The transcript has 16 exons. Gene Ontology annotation, cellular component: terminal bouton; synaptic vesicle membrane. The coding region runs from base 1 to 1569 and encodes 522 amino acids. Gene Ontology annotation, biological process: xenobiotic transport; transmembrane transport; aminergic neurotransmitter loading into synaptic vesicle. Gene Ontology annotation, molecular function: serotonin:sodium:chloride symporter activity; xenobiotic transmembrane transporter activity. NCBI's taxonomy places the organism in Eukaryota, Metazoa, Chordata, Aves, Passeriformes, Motacillidae.
AUGUCCCCAGCCGUGUCCCCGGCCGUGUCCCCAGGCGGGUCCCAGCCCUGGCUGGCCGCGGGCAGGGCCUCGCCCCGCCUGGUGCUGGGGGUGGUGUUCGUGGCGCUGCUGCUGGACAACGUCCUGCUCACCGUCGUGGUCCCCAUCGUCCCCACCUUCCUCUACACGACCGAGUACGAGGGUGCCACGAGCUCCGCGAGCCCGGCGCUGCCCGAGCCGAGCCCCGCAGCCCCCGGGGCCGCUCCCUUCUCCUCCGGGCUCUCCUACUUCCACAACACCCCCGAGCCCGUCCGGGGCUUCAGCAGCGCCGUGGGGCCGCCGAACGGGACGGGGAGCGGCCCCCCGGGACCCGCCGGCCGGAGCUGCCCGCAGGGAGGGGAGUUCCUGGCGCAGGAGAACACCCGCGUGGGGCUGCUCUUCGCCUCCAAGGCUCUGGUGCAGCUGCUGGUCAACCCCUGGGUGGGGCUGCUGACCAACAGGAUCGGGUACCACAUCCCCAUGUUCCUGGGCUUCACCAUCAUGUUCCUCUCCACAGUCAUGUUUGCUUUCUCCGGCACCUACACCCUGCUGCUCAUCGCCAGAGCCCUCCAGGGCCUCGGCUCCUCCUUCUCCUCGGUGGCAGGCCUGGGGCUGCUGGCCAGCGUGUACCCGGACGACUCGGAGAGGGGCAGCGCCAUGGGCAUCGCCCUGGGAGGCCUGGCCUUGGGAGUGCUGAUCGGGGCACCCUUCGGCAGCAUCAUGUACGAAUUCGUGGGGAAAGCGUCGCCCUUCCUGGUCCUGGCCUGCCUCGCCCUCCUGGAUGGAGCUCUGCAGCUGUGCAUCCUGCAGCCCUCGCGGAUCUCCCCGGAGAGCACCAAAGCCACCCCGAUGUCCACCCUGCUGCGAGACCCCUACAUCCUGGUGGCUGCAGGAGCCCUCUGCUUGUCCAACAUGGGUGUGGCCAUGCUGGAGCCCACGCUGCCCAUCUGGAUGCUGCAGACCAUGUGCUCCCCGCAGUGGCAGCUCGGGAUGGCGUUCCUGCCUGCCAGCAUCUCCUACCUCAUUGGCACCAACCUCUUUGGGAUUCUGGCCAACAGGAUGGGCAGGUGGCUGUGCUCCAUGAUUGGAAUGGCCGUGGUGGGAAUCAGCCUCCUCUGUGUCCCUCUGGCCACCAACAUUUACGGGCUGAUCGGCCCCAACGCCGGCCUGGGCUUUGCCAUAGGAAUGGUGGACUCCUCCAUGAUGCCCAUCAUGGCCUACCUGGUGGACCUGCGCCACACCUCGGCCUACGGCACCGUCUACGCCAUCGCCGACGUGGCCUUCUGCACGGGCUUUGCCGUCGGUCCGUCGGCGGGCGGGGCGAUUGUGCGGGCGCUGGGCUUCCCCUGGCUGAUGGCGAUGGCGGGCGUGCUGAACGUGGCCUACGCGCCGCUCUGCUGGCUCCUGCGCAGCCCCCCGGCCGCGGAGGAGAAGAUGGCCAUCCUGGGCCAGGAGUGCGCCAUGAAACCCAAAAGCUACACCCCGAAGGAAUCCCAGCGGGAAUCGCCCCUCACGGAGGAGAGCGACGGGGAGGCAGAAAACGUGGAAUAGCCAAGGAAUGCGUGUCCUGCUUUGGAAUUAGAAUUCCGGUCACAGAACACGGAUGUGAGGGCAGCCGCUGCCAGCUUAGCCUGCCCCAGACUCGUGAAUCUCCAACCUCUACUCCAGGAUUUGGAGGCUCCAUCCAUUCCGUGAAGCCACUGUGGGACUCAGCCUAUAGUGAAGACGUCACUGCAAUGUCACCGCUCCUCUGAGGACACUAAAAACCCUUCGCUUGUGUUGUGGUGUAGUCUGAUGUAUUGCGCUAUGUCUGUGCUGCUCGUGUGUCCUUCCCAACAUGCAUUAAAUGAAUUUAUUCGUUUGAAGAGCUCUAAAGAAAUUGAGGUGGGAAUAAGGUUUAGACGCAACAAAGCCAGUUAGAUCACUGUAUUUAAUGUGGCUUUGUCAGGGGCUGCAGCCGAGGGGGGGGGGGUCUCACAAGCUCUGAGGGAAGAGCUUGGCAGGGAAUCUGCAUUUUCUCCCACUGUGGCAGAGUGCAGAUUUAACCUGCUCCAAACACAUCGUUCGGGGCCCCUCAGCGUGUGUUUGAGCGAGGCACUGUGUGAUGUCCGCCCUGAGGGGGCGCGGC